AUGGGUACAUAUGAUGAUUGGAUCCGCCUUCAGGACGACGCCCACAGAGUUAUGAACGAAAGACAGGACGGGCAGAACAUGAGGGAUUGGUGUGCCCGUUCCCUAGAAUUUUGGAAACGGUUUGAUGAUUCUAUGUUAACGGCUCAGAUGUGGAUCACAAUGCUGGAUGAGGAUGUGCAAAGGGAACUGACGCGUGCGCCUCAGCCUCAAACGCUGUCAGAGGCAAUGGAAAUGGCCGUCCGUUUCGCAGGUAUAUUAUCGCGCGAGAAGGAGCAUGAGACCGAUAAGGAACGUGGUCGAAAGCGCGCCGGCAGGAGAAACCCUACUCUCACAGAGCAAACUGCUACACGGAAACGCAAACGCCAACGCUCCUCCACGGGCCCGUCGUUUUCAAAGAUCCGUCGGCACCGAAGACAGCGCCCAGAAGGGCCGCGAUAG
Aspergillus oryzae RIB40 is the source of this 438-nucleotide messenger RNA. RefSeq lists its product as uncharacterized. NCBI's taxonomy places the organism in Eukaryota, Fungi, Ascomycota, Eurotiomycetes, Eurotiales, Aspergillaceae. The transcript has a single exon. Bases 1 to 438 code for a protein of 145 amino acids. The record is from RefSeq and is a predicted model, not a curated record.